This is a messenger RNA of Empidonax traillii (willow flycatcher), 1429 nucleotides long. RefSeq names its product sarcoglycan alpha (gene SGCA). Gene Ontology annotation, cellular component: membrane; sarcoglycan complex. Gene Ontology annotation, molecular function: calcium ion binding. The record is from RefSeq and is a predicted model, not a curated record. The coding region runs from base 1 to 1200 and encodes 399 amino acids. The transcript has 9 exons. NCBI's taxonomy places the organism in Eukaryota, Metazoa, Chordata, Aves, Passeriformes, Tyrannidae.
AUGGAGAUCCCCAAGCUGCUCCUGCUCUGGGUGCUGGCAGUCGUGGCCCUGGGGGUGUCCCAGACCACCCUUCCCGACCACCGCGUCCUCCCUGAUCACUGCAUCUCCUCCGAGAUGGGAACCAUCUUCGUCCAUGAACUGGAGAGGGAGCUGUUCCAGGAGGCCUUUCCCACUGGGAGCGAGGAUGAGGAUGCAGCCCUCAUCACCUUCCAAGCCCACCUGUGGGACCACCCGGACCUGCCGCGGUGGUUGCGGUACCACCAGCGGGACCCCCGCCAGCCUGGCUACCUGUACGGCUGCCCCACAGUCAGCGAGGUGGGCACCCACACCAUCGAGGUGCUGGCCUACAACCGCCACACUUAUGCCACGGUGUCCCAGCGCCUCAUCAUCACCAUCAUCCCCGCCCCAGGUGGGGAGCCCCCCUACCAGGGUGAGUUUCUGGUGGGGAACAGAAACGUGGAGGAGCUGCUGCCGGAGGCCGAGCGGGAGAUGUUCCUGCAGGGCUCGUCCGGCGUCUGGGAGCGCGGAGACCUCCAGGUCAUCAACAUCACCUCCGCCUUGGACCGCGGUGGUCGCGUCCCGUUGCCCAUUGAGGGGCGCAAGGAGGGGGUGUACGUGAAGGUGGGCUCCCAUAGCCCCUUCUCCUCGUGCCUGGAGUCGGCAGUGUCCCCCCAGAGCCGAUUCCGCUGCAGCCUGGGCCAGCAGCCCCUUGCCUCCUGCUAUGACACCUUUGCCCCCCACUUCUCCAUCCGCUGGUGCAACCUCAGCCUGCUGCAGGUUUGGCCCAGCCCCACGACGCCGGGGUUGGUUUGGGGGUCCGGGGUGCUGGAGGAGGAUGGGGAUUUCCAGCCCCCCACCGAGGUGCCCCCUCAUGACUUGCUGCCGGGGUUCCUGGUGACGCUGUUGGUGCCACUGGUGGUGGCUGCACUGCUCUGCCUGCUCCUGGGUCACCUCAUGUGCUGCCGCAGGGAGGGAGUGCAAAAACGGGACUUGCAGACGACUGACAUCCAGCUGGUCCACCACACCACCAUCCACGGGGACACAGAGGAGCUGCGGCACAUGGCUGGGAGCCGGGAUGUGAUCCAGGAUGUGCCCCGACCCCUUUCCACCCUGCCCAUGUUCAAUGUCCGCACGGGCCAGCGCAUCAACCCCAUUCCCAGCCCCCGCGAUGGGGCCCGUGUCCCCCUCCUCCCCCAGUGAGGGGCACCCAGGGGGAUGCCAUGGGGAAGGGGACAAUCCCAGGGAUGGGAAAGGGGUGGUCUGAUGUUUCUGGGGGUUCAGAAGCCUGGCAACAGGCAGACCUAAGCCAGAUGGGUGGUCACCCUUCUGACUGGGCUCUGCCUGCUGCUGGGCUGUUGCCUGGAGGAUUUUGGAGUGUUUCCUCUUUAGAGUGAGUUUUGGAGCAUAAAUUGAACAUUUAGUGAUGAAA